Molecule: messenger RNA, 1560 nt
Organism: Knipowitschia caucasica
Lineage: Eukaryota; Metazoa; Chordata; Actinopteri; Gobiiformes; Gobiidae
Source: the annotation of a GenBank genome assembly
AUGGUCUCCUCAGUCUCCUCACGGUCUCCUACUCCUCAGUCUCCUCAGUCUCCUCACAGUCUCCUCACAGUCUCCUCUCGGUCUCCUCUCAGUCUCCUCACGGUCUCCUCACGGUCUCCUCACGGUCUCCUUACGGUCUCCCCUCGGUCUCCCCUCGGUCUCCUCACGGUCUCCUCACAGUCUCCUCACAGUCUCUUCACAGUCUUCUCACAGUCUCCUCACAGUCUCCUCACAGUCUCCUCACAGUCUCCUCUCGGUCUCCUCUCGGUCUCCUCACGGUCUCCUCACGGUCUCCUCACUGUCUCCUCACGGUCUCCUCACAGUCUCCUCACAGUCUCCUCACAGUCUCCUCUCGGUCUCCUCACAGUCUCCUCACAGUCUCCUCACAGUCUCCUCACAGUCUCCUCUCUGUCUCCUCACAGUCUCCUCACAGUCUCCUCACGGUCUCCUCACGGUCUCCUCACGGUCUCCUCACAGUCUCCUCACGGUCUCCUCACAGUCUCCUCACAGUCUCCUCACAGUCUCCUCACAGUCUCCUCACAGUCUCCUCUCAGUCUCCUCUCAGUCUCCUCACAGUCUCCCCUCGGUCUCCUCACGGUCUCCUCACAGUCUCCUCACAGUCUCCUCACAGUCUCCUCACAGUCUCCUCACAGUCUCCUCACAGUCUCCUCUCAGUCUCCUCACAGUCUCCUCUCACAGUCUCCUCACAGUCUCCUCACAGUCUCCUCACAGUCUCCUCUCAGUCUCCUCUCAGUCUCCUCACAGUCUCCUCACAGUCUCCUCACAGUCUCCUCACAGUCUCCUCACAGUCUCCUCUCAGUCUCCUCACAGUCUCCUCACAGUCUCCUCACAGUCUCCUCUCAGUCUCCUCACAGUCUCCUCACAGUCUCCUCACAGUCUCCUCACAGUCUCCUCUCAGUCUCCUCUCAGUCUCCUCACAGUCUCCCCUCGGUCUCCUCACGGUCUCCUCACAGUCUCCUCACAGUCUCCUCACAGUCUCCUCACAGUCUCCUCACAGUCUCCUCUCAGUCUCCUCACAGUCUCCUCACAGUCUCCUCACAGUCUCCUCACAGUCUCCUCUCAGUCUCCUCUCAGUCUCCUCACAGUCUCCUCACAGUCUCCUCACAGUCUCCUCACAGUCUCCUCACAGUCUCCUCUCAGUCUCCUCACAGUCUCCUCACAGUCUCCUCACAGUCUCCUCUCAGUCUCCUCACAGUCUCCUCUCAGUCUCCUCACAGUCUCCUCACAGUCUCCUCUCAGUCUCCUCACAGUCUCCUCACAGUCUCCUCUCGGUCUCCUCUCGGUCUCCUCACGGUCUCCUCACAGUCUCCUCACGGUCUCCUCACAGUCUCCUCUCAGUCUCCUCUCAGUCUCCUCUCAGUCUCCUCUCAGUCUCCUCUCAGUCUCCUCACAGUCUCCUCUCGGUCUCCUCACAGUCUCCUCACAGUCUCCUCACAGUCUCCUCACAGUCUCCUCUCAGUCUCCUCUCAGUCUCCUCACAGUCUCCUCACAGUCUCUUCUCGGUCUCCUCUCAGUCUCCUCAGAGUCCAGAACCUGUGA